AUGGAGGGGUCGUCGCCAUGCAAGGUUUACUGCUACUGCGGGCUCCUUGCACUAAUGGAGUUACAAGUCGACUCUGGCGGUGACCGUUUAAAGUAUAGCUGCCCGGUGGAGGAUGUCCAAUUGGUAAGUAUUUUAGUUGUCAUUGCGUUAGUGCUAAACAAGAUCUCCAAAUACACAUUGAUUUAUGCGCACCUCUUUAUGGUAUAUACAGAAGUGUUCAUACUCAUUGCUAGUGAGCAUCUGGAUAGCACUCCUCUAGAUUUGGAAAAUAAUGCUAAUGACGAUAAUGAUGGAAGGAGGGUGUUAGGGUACCCUGAUUACAACUUGACCGAGUCCGAGUCUGAAGAGGACAACACAGAAGAAGGAUUCAAUAAAGAUUGGAGUGGGGCAUAG
Messenger RNA from Linum trigynum, 393 nucleotides. The record is from the annotation of a GenBank genome assembly. NCBI's taxonomy places the organism in Eukaryota, Viridiplantae, Streptophyta, Magnoliopsida, Malpighiales, Linaceae.